Messenger RNA from Plectropomus leopardus (leopard coralgrouper), 1048 nucleotides. RefSeq names its product peptidylprolyl isomerase E (cyclophilin E) (gene ppie). Gene Ontology annotation, biological process: protein folding; protein peptidyl-prolyl isomerization. NCBI's taxonomy places the organism in Eukaryota, Metazoa, Chordata, Actinopteri, Perciformes, Serranidae. Gene Ontology annotation, cellular component: mitochondrion; cytoplasm. The record is from RefSeq and is a predicted model, not a curated record. Gene Ontology annotation, molecular function: RNA binding; peptidyl-prolyl cis-trans isomerase activity; cyclosporin A binding.
CAAUAUGGCGGCUAACAAACGAGUGCUGUAUGUUGGCGGCCUGGCAGAGGAGGUGGAUGAGAAGGUGUUACACGCAGCUUUUAUUCCGUUUGGAGACAUCACAGACAUCCAGAUACCGCUAGAUUAUGAAACAGAAAAGCACAGAGGUUUUGCCUUUAUCGAGUUUGAAUUGGCAGAGGAUGCUGCAGCAGCUAUUGAUAACAUGAAUGAGUCUGAGCUUUUUGGACGGACUAUCCGGGUCAACACCGCCAAGCCCAUGCGGAUCAAAGAGGGGUCUUCUCGACCAGUGUGGUCGGACGAUGACUGGCUGAAGAAGUUCUCAGGAAAGACCGCAGAGGAGGCUGAGGCCGAGGCAGCGGGUGGAGAAACAACAAAAAUCACAACACAGGAGGAGGAGCCCCCAGCUAAAAAAGGCAGAGUUAAUCCUCAGGUCUACAUGGAUAUCAAGAUUGGGAACAAGCCGGCGGGGAGACUCCGCUUCCUCCUUCGGGCUGACAUUGUUCCUAUGACAGUAGAAAAUUUCCGCUGUUUGUGCACACAUGAGAAGGGCUUUGGAUUUAAGGGCAGCAGCUUUCAUCGCAUCAUCCCUCAGUUUAUGUGCCAAGGAGGUGAUUUCACAAACCACAACGGCACCGGCGGCAAGUCCAUCUACGGUCGGAAAUUUGAUGACGAAAACUUUGUUCUCAAACACACUGCACCAGGGCAGCUCUCUAUGGCCAACUCAGGGCCAAACACUAACGGCUCUCAGUUCUUCAUCACCACUGACAAAACAGACUGGCUGGACGGCAAACAUGUUGUGUUUGGAGACCUGGUGGAGGGGAUGGAUGUGCUCCGUGCAAUGGAGGCUCAGGGAAAUAAAGACGGCAAGCCGAAGCAGAAAGUCAUCAUCUCUGAUUGUGGAGAAUAUGUUUGAACGAAAAAGAAGCGUGUGCUUGUCUGGAGACAGUGUUUGUCCGAGAGCAUGAGUGUGUUCAUGGUCUUUUGUACUUUGAACCUGCAUCACCUGCCAUGUAAAUAUUUCAGUAAACACCCUUUUUAUAUAAAGAAA